GACAUCAGGCACGACUUGAGCAUUGUUCUGGAGUGAAGAUGGUUUUUCAGAGGAGAAGAAGAAGAGAGGAGGUGCUGAGGAGUAGGAAGGAGACAAGAGAAGAAGAGAAGGAGAAGGUGCAGCAGUCCGGCAUGUUGUUCUCUCCAACCACAGACGGCUCAGACCAGUCUCGCUUCUCCCACAUUGGUUGGAGUACUGAGAGCAUGAACAGCUCAGCAGCAGACAACACCCUCCUGCCACACAUGACCCACAAUGCCUCGGUGAAGAGUCCCGCUACCCACAAUGCCUUGGUGAGUCCAGGCAGGCGCCCUCAUCGCUCCUUUUCCCCCCGCCUCUCCUCGUCCUCCCCUCUGGUCUACAGCAUCGUAGUGGAGGACAAACAGCCUCGGUACAGCCUGCGCAGCCGGCAACCAGUGAAACAGUGAUUCAUUCAUCUGUCACCAAAGGAAUCUUUGUUUUUAGUCAAUUUUAAUCAAUAAAAGACUUGGAUUUGAAACUAAGUUAAAUAUGUUUCUGAUGCAACUUGCACAGCAAUGGUAUGAUGAAACAUCUGAAGCUUCUUUCUCUUUGUGUUGACCAAAGGUUCAAAAUUGACACCUGGUGCUUUAAAACUGAUCUACAACACCUCAGUGAAUUUCAUAGUUUUAGGCCUUGCAUUAAAACACAGCAGAGCCUGGUGUGUUGCAGAGAUACAGCAGAACAGCCAGGUACAGGUAGAAACACCGGUCUGCCACUGAGUAAGAUUGUUUGAUUUGCGUCACUCUGUGUGCUCACUGGGCGGUGCACCCAGGCGAUGAUCAGUCCUGGUCCUGUAGUGGGUUCCUCUCUGCAGGAACGUCGGGUUGUGCUACAGCUCCUGUUAAUGAGCAGCUGCCAGUGAAGAGACAAAAAGUGGAAAAUAAAUUCUAUCAACCCUGUUUGAUGAGAAGCAAAUCAUUAGUCACAAAUUUACAAAAAGCACCAGGACUCAGCUGAUGUGAGUUUGGAUGACGGUCUAAAACUAACUGACUCAAAAGUUUAAUCUGUGUUAAUCCAGAGACGUCCUCAGAUUUCUGCCUUGUCACUGUAAUGGAGUCAGAUAGCGAAGCUGCCUGCGGAUGCUGGAGUCCCCUGCUGGCUCGUGUCACUGUGCUGAGAUUCACUCAGAACUUCAGUUCAGUUUGUGCUGGUUUCAGUAUAAAAGCAACAAAACCUCAGACAUGCAGCAGAACCAGGGCAGCUCAGACCCGGUCUGUCUGUGGAAAAAAAAAAAGAAAAAAAAGGCCCUGCUGGAAUUUUUUGGCAGUUUUCUCUUUGCCUCAAAUUUCAGUCUCAAAACAAAAAAGGAGAAAAAAUGAGAAACAGACCAGAGAGGAGGAGGGGAGCUGGUCUGGGAUCAGAUGUCUGGACCCAGGAGGAGGAGUUAUGGUGUCAGUCUGUGGCUCGGAUCACAUUUUCACACAAAGGCCCGAAGCUGCAGAGGGAGACGACCAACUGAGCCAGGUCUGUUUUCUGGAAUGAAAGAGGAAGGCUGCUGAGGUGAAGCAGGAGGAUCAGAGUCUGCACAGUACAGGCAGUCCUGAGGAGAGGAGGUCCACUCUGCACCCGGGUUCAUUUGUGAGGAGUCCCUUUUCUUUGUGUCCACACUGACUCAGGGCUGAUCCCUGAGCGGCAGCAGGCUUCUUUGGUUUCUGUUGUUGAACCGCUUGUUCUGGAGGAUUCUUUCAGACCAGACGUGGACAUAGAGAUGGAGAAGGUGAGAUCUGUGCAGUCUGGAUUUCUUCAAGAGUGACAGACAAGAGGAAAAGAUGGGGGAGAGAGAGGGAGGAUGGAGGGGAGGAGCUGUCCUGACCUCCACAUGGCUCCAACCGGAGACAGAGCCACCCGAGUCCAGCCUGUCACCGUGAAGCUGAAACAGACUUGACUCUCACAUGGAAACACAAAUAGGAACUGAAACACAGACAGAAAACAGACACUGACUCACCUCUCCAACUCGCUCUGCUCCUUCAGCUGCACCGCAGUGGCCUCAAACCUGUGCUCAGGUGUGCCCUGACAGACCGGUGCAAGUGUUGGCAUGCAGCUGAACCGACCUCGUGGUGCCCUGCUCGGGUUCAGCCUCACCCCUCCUCCUCCUUCCUCUUUCUCCAAUCAGUUCAGCACCAUGAGGUUCUCCUACCACCUGAGAUCCAGCAGCUCCACCUGCAGGACAGGCCCCUCCUCCUCCUCCAGUCCCAGCUUGCUGACUAAGAGUCUUGCUCUGGAGCCAUCCUGUUCACCAUGCGGGCACCAUGGGGCUGUGGACAUUGAUGCUUCACAGCAAAUGAGCUCUGGCCCCGGGUCUAAGUCGUCAUCCUCAGGCCCCGCCUCCCUGGAGGGAGAGGCGGGGCUAGCUGAACACCGCGAGUCUAAUAAUGGGCUGCUGCUGGCCAAUGACACAGGGCCACCAGAGCUGCCAGCUACCACAAUAACACAACUGCACAAGAACAGACCGCCACUGCCUGGGCCUAAGCCUCAGGUCCCUCCGAAGCCCCCCCACCUCCAGCAGCAGGCAGGGGUAUCGAGGCCACGCCCCCGGGCUCCAGACAAGCCUCUCCCCCCUCCACCACCCUGCAGACCCAUCCCAGCAGACCCCAAAGGGGGCCGGACUCUGCCCACCCGUAUUGAUGGCACCGCCUCCCCCACCUGCGUCCUAUCACUUAUUGAAAAGUUUGAGCGCGAGCAGAUCAUUGUGGUUCCUGACAUCAGUGGGGGUGCUCUGUGUCCCCGCCUCCCUGACCCCCCCUCCUCCCAACCUUCAUCUCUACCAUCAUUAUCAUCGCCUGGUCCUCCCCUGCCUGAUGAGGAGCCACCGUCUGAAAUCAUGGGUCAUGAUGACAUCACACUGGAGGGUGAGGAGGAGAUAGGGCAGACUGACCCACCCAAUGAUGAUGAUGAAGAUGAUGAAGAGCUGGCAGCAGCUUGUCACAAUGACCUCCAUCAGAAGCGUUUGUCCAUGGAGUCAGGUUAUAGCCCCUCAGAGAAACACCUAGAGAACGAUGUGGUUUCCAUGGAGAUGAAGGAGCAACAACAUCAGAAGCCGCCGCUGCUCAACAAAUCAGAGCUCCCCUCCGAGCGUCUGUCCCUCCCCUCAUCACAGACGGAUGGGAAGCUGGCCAAUCGGGACAGCGGGAUCGACAGCAUCAGUUCUCCGUCACACAGCGAGGAGUUGUGCUUUGUUGGCAUUGAUGAUGGGGGCGUGGCUUAUCCCUGCAGCCCUGCCCUUCUGCCUCGCCUCUCUAGUUCAUCAUCAUAUGCUGGGGAGGGAGUGGAGGGGGAGGAGGAGGAGGUGAGGGAAGGAAUGAGGAGGAGGAGGGAGUUCACUGAGGAGGGGGACAGUGACAUGGAGGAAGAGGAGGAGACAGAGCUGACACUGGUGCUGCCCCCCACAAAAACAGAUAGACAGGACUCUGCUGAGCUGUCUGUCCAACAGAGGGUCUUCAACAUAGCCAACGAGCUGCUGCACACAGAGAUUGCCUAUGUCUCAAAGCUGCACCUGCUGGACCAGGUGUUCUGUGCCAGACUCCUGGAGGAGGCUCGUUCUCGCUCCUCUUUCCCCUGUGAUGUGGUUCAGGGAAUCUUCUCCAACAUCUGUUCCAUCUACUGCUUCCAUCAGCAGUUCCUGCUGCCGGCGCUGCAGAAGCGGAUGGAGGAGUGGGACUCAAACCCACGGAUUGGGGACAUCCUGCAGAAACUGGCUCCCUUCCUGAAAAUGUAUGGAGAGUACGUGAAGAACUUUGACCGAGCCAUGGAGCUGGUGAACACCUGGAUGGAGAGAUCCACUCAGUUCAAGACCAUCAUCCAGGAGAUCCAGAGAGAGGAGCGCUGUGGUAACCUGACUCUGCAGCAUCACAUGUUGGAGCCGGUUCAGAGGAUCCCUCGCUACGAGCUGCUGCUCAAAGAUUAUCUUCACCGCUUGCCGGAGGAUGCUUUGGACUGCAGGGACGCCCAGAAGUCUCUGGAGCUGAUCGCCACAGCAGCUGAGCACUCCAACGCUGCCAUCAGGAAGAUGGAGCGAAUGAGGAAGUUGUUGAAGGUGUAUGAGUUGUUGGGAGGAGAAGAAGACAUCGUGAACCCAACUAAUGAGCUCAUUAAAGAGGGACACAUCCUCAAACUGUCCAACAAGAACGGGACCACACAGGACAGAUACCUCAUACUGUUUAAUGACAGGUUGCUGUACUGCGUUCCAAAGCUGCGUCUGAUUGGUCAGAAGUACGGUGUCCGGGCUCGUAUUGAUGUGGAUGGCAUGGAGCUGAAGGAGGCCAGCAGUGUUGCUGUUCCCAGGACUUUCCUGGUGUCGGGAAAACAGAGGUCCUUGGAGCUGCAGGCCAGGACGGAGGAGGAGAAGAAAGACUGGAUCCAGGCCAUCCAGGCGACCAUCCAGAGACAUGAGCAGACGGUGGAGAGCUUCAGACAUCUGAACUGUUCCCUACGAGAUGAUGAGUCCACACCACCACACUCCCCGAGCUGUGUGGAGCUGGGGAAGCGAGCUCCCACUCCGAUUAGAGAAAAGGAAGUCACUCUGUGUAUGAAGUGUCAAGAGCCGUUCAACUCCAUCACCAAGAGACGGCACCACUGUAAAGCCUGUGGACACGUGGUUUGUGGGAAAUGUUCUGAGUUUCGUGCUCGUCUGUCUUAUGACAACAACCGGACCAACCGUGUUUGUGUUGACUGCUACACCACGCUAGUGGGAGUGUCGCCCUCACCUGCCAUGCUGACCAGCAGCAGCCAGAGGAGGCGCUCCAUCCUGGAGAAACAGGCCUCGCUGGCAGCAGAGAACAGUGUGAUUUGUAGUUUUCUUCACCACAUGGAGAAAGGAGGGGGGCGGGGCUGGCAGAAGGCUUGGUUCGUCAUUCCUGAGAACGAGCCACUGGUGCUCUACAUCUAUGGAGCGCCACAGGACGUAAAGGCGCAGCGCAGUGUCCCUCUAAUUGGCUUCGAAGUCUCUCUACCUGAGUCAUGUGACCGUCUGGAGCGACGCUACACAUUCAAGAUCUCCCAGAGUCACCUGACCCUGUACUUUAGUGCUGAGGGGGAGGAGCUACAGCGGCGUUGGAUGGAUGUCCUGUUGAGGGCUGGGAGGGGGGAGGAGCCUCAAGAGGUCCAUCGACCAAUUGUGGAGAGUCUGGAGGAGGAGGGGGAGGAACUAGCAGCCGAGAUGGAGAGGGAGCAAACGUGAUUCAUUUGGAUGAGGAACAAUGGUGAUGAUGAAGGUGGGGUCUUUAAAUGAAGAUCUGUCCCUGCUGGGGACCAGUACAAAACCAGUACAUACAGUCAUUUCUAAAAUAUGUUUAACACACACUGAGGCCUCUGUGUAUUUAAAGUUGUGUGUUUUGUUUGCACGAUUCCUCCCUGAUGUCAACACAAGAUGGCGUCUCUAUUCACCUUCUGUUGUGUUUCACCUUCAAGUAAAGUGGGCGGAGCCUCUGCUUGGCAGCUACAAAUGUCUUCAUUGUAAAUUCUCACAGUAAACCUUCAACAGAGAACUCAGAACACAAACCACAGUAUCUCUAAAUACUACAGUACCCAUGAGCCUCAGCUGUUGUUGCUAUGGAGAUGCCUCCUCCAGAACUGUGACAUCACAGUUGUGUCUAAUUGCCAAGAUUUGAUCCAAAUCCCAAAAUGACCUGAUUUAAUAUUAUGAAUAAACUGCAUGGCAACAACAGUUUGAGGCUCUCUGAUUGGAUGUUUUUUUUUAUAAUCUAAUUAAUCAUAAAGCACAUUUAAUCUACUUAUAUAUAGUCACAGUUAUGGGCUCAGUCACCACACUUGUCUACUGAUGGAUCAGCAGAAGUGCUUCACCUGUCCUAAUCCCUCAGUGUCCUAGAGUCGUGUUCACUGAUCCAGUUUUCUGAUGGUCAGAUGUAAUUCACUGAGUAACGCACACAAACUCAGUUAUUGUGAGGUCCGUUUAGCCAAUGUACAUCUGGGCUGUGAAGAAACUUUUGUUUUCAAGGAGGAGAACAGCGUCCAUGUCCUGAGCUGCAGAGUCCCCAUCACAAGGAUCUGUGCCUGACGAACACCAGACUGGAGGCCACUUACAAUAAAUAGGUUUAGCAAAAAGGGAGAACGAAAAAAUUAAAGCUACAGUAUGUAAUUUUAUUUAACUAUGUUUGUUGUAUAAAUCGGCUCCAAAACAUGUCCUAACAUGGACAGGUGCUGUCAGAGCUGGUUCAGACUCAAUGAACAGCACUGGCAGCAGUGCAGAGAUAUGAGCGGUACUUGAAGUCGGUCAGAACUCACCAGUACGCCAUAAUAGCACUUCUACAUUUCAUUAUUUUGCAUACUUUUUCUUGUGUACCAGCACUUCUCACAAGCUGCUGAAACUCUUUUCUGCCCUCCCUAUCAACAUGUUUAAAAUGCACGCCGUCUCACCUGGGCAGCAGACAAGAGCAGAUGAUGGAAGCAGGGGACGAUGACCAAAAGCUGCAGUCAGGACAGAGUUUAGGAGCUUUCUGCCAGCUACACUGUGGGAGCUGGGGGUGGGGGGUUAGCUCCUCCACAGAGACCUGAGCUCCCCCAGUAGCAAACUCAAAUGUUUUAUGGUUUAUUUGCAUGAUUUAAGGUUCCAGUUUACUUUGAAUGGAGGCAACAUUUGUGCCUAUAAAUAUGUGAAGAGCUGGGCAGAGCGUGGCGGAGCGGAGCAGGGAGAGGGAGCGCUGGGCAGAGCAGACUGGGGUGGUUUGGAGGUUCCUGCUAUGCUACCUUAAGUUACAUACUGUAGCUUUAAACUUAGAACAUAAUCUGAGGUUUUGCAGAAUUGGUUCAGUGUUGUUGUCUGGUGAUGGGACUGAUCUGGACCCAACCUGACUCAGGUCCAGGGUCUUGCAAACAACCUCUGUUGUGUUGUUUUGUUCGUCUCUGAAUGAAAACACAGCUAGAACAGAUACAUGAGAACAUGUUGGAGCCCAAACCAUCUCUGUCGGUUCAUCCGGCGGAGGUGUCACCAUCAGCCCAAUGUGAUGCUGCUGCCGCUGCCUCACCUUGGACAUCGCCAAUGAAAGACUGAACAUUCUUCCCUGUUUUUACAAAGUAAAGCAUAGCAGUGCUGUUCCCUGAGCUGAAGCACAUCAGCAGUACGUCAACAUAAACUGUCAGAGUGAAAAAACUCUGUGAGGCUUUUGAAGAAAAAACUGAAGAGCUGACAAGUCCUAUUUAAAUGUCCUUCAUGGAUGUUUCAACUUUUAAUCCUAAGAAAAAUCCCCAGUCUCCUUUUUGCCUUUGGUUUUUCUCAGUUAGAGGUAAACUAUAUUUCCCAGCAGCCUCUGCCCUGAGGUGUGGACUGGUUUUACCUGGCCCCAGUGCUGGUGAAGCAGGGAACUGCAGGUAUUAUAAGAACUGGUCUGACUGGUUCCUCCUGGCUGUCCUGAAGAAGCCUCAUUUGGGCUAAUUUUAUCUCAAUUAUCAAUGUUCACUCAUUAUUAGUUUAUCCGUAAGUUAUUAAACAAUAUAUUGCUUGGUCAAAACGUCCACAUUCAGUUUUGAGAGGUCACACAGUUUCUUUCCUUUUGGUUUUUCCCGUUUAGGGGUCGCCACAGCAAAUGGUCACACUGACGACUCGCAUGUUGACAUUUGGCACGUUUUACACCAGAUGCCCUUCCUGAUGCAACCCUGACUUGAACCUGGGCCGCAGUGGCAAGAGCGUUGUGCCUUAACCACUAGCCUACCAGGGACGGCAGUUUCUUAGACUGAUUUUUCAAAACCAGAAUCAUGAAGCAGAGGGAAGCUGGACAUUCUAUACAGGAAUUAUAAAGAUAGUCAUUAACUAAUUUUCUGUUUGUUUUCUUUAUGAAUUUAAGGUUUAUUCCUCUGCCUUAUGACGCCCCCCACAUCCCAGAGUUUCCUCCCACGUUACUGCAGAUGAUGAUCAUUUCUGCCAGAAAAAAAAAAACACGAGCAAAGGUUAGAAAUGAUACAAACAAAAAAAUACUCAGUCAAGAUAUCCAGGUCAAGAGUCUGACUUUCUUUUGACUGAAAUAAUUAGAGAUCAUGGUAAAUAUGAACUUAGUUAAAAAGGUUCAACUCUCACAAAGGCCAAAUCUUGACUUGUUUAUGAUUUGAUUUUGAGCUCAAAAUUUUUCUUCAAACUCAGACAUGUGCUCAGUGGUGUAUAAUUGUCAUGUAAUACAUCAGAAGGUUCCCCAUAAUGUCCAUCAUUUGGAGUGAAAGACUUUUGACAUUUAGUUUCAGAACUUCAACUUUUCAACACAGGAGUUUGCAUGUUCUCCCCGUGCUUGCGUGGGUUCUCUCCGGGUACUCCGGCUUCCUCCCACAGUCCAAAGAC
Molecule: messenger RNA, 8299 nt
Organism: Monopterus albus (swamp eel)
Lineage: Eukaryota; Metazoa; Chordata; Actinopteri; Synbranchiformes; Synbranchidae
Gene: fgd1
Product: FYVE, RhoGEF and PH domain containing 1
Exons: 21
Coding region: 2054-5194 (1046 amino acids)
Biological process (GO): cytoskeleton organization; filopodium assembly
Cellular component (GO): cytoplasm
Molecular function (GO): metal ion binding; guanyl-nucleotide exchange factor activity
Source: RefSeq, a predicted model, not a curated record